AUGCAGACCUCCGGUCUUUUCUCCAAAAAAAUCGCCGUUUAUUGUAAAUUCAGAAGAAAUAUUUUCAACACCAUUAACCGAAAUGACGAAACGCCAAAUUUGAAUACUAUCCAUUUGAGCACUUCUAUCGAUGGGGAGGGCUACGUCGGAAAAGACCAAACGAAUAAAUAUGAAGAAGCAGUAGAUAGGGAAGCACACCUGUGGAAGGAGGAACACAUCCCGUACAAUCUGAUAAGAGAAAAACAUCUCUAUGGAGUUAACUUAAAUGUCGAUAUUUUUCUCCUCAAAAAUUAUAACAUCGUGUUUUUCCUGCAUAAUGUAAUUAAUAUUUACAACCCUGUAAUAAAAUCUUUGAGGACUCUGUUCACGAAGAAUGAUUGCGUCAUCACUUGCUCGUUCCUGCAUGGGGACUCGCUCCUAGUUGUGUUGUAUGGAUCCGCCCAGUGUUCAUGCAUACAAAUAUACUGCACAGAAAGACAAACCCUGAAAGAAGAAAUAAAGUUAGAGGAUCAUGACUUUUACGAAAAAAUUUACGUCCAGAAGGAGAGUAACUACUUGGUGUUGAUAACGAAUAAACGGGUUCUGAAGGUUCUAGAUUCAGAAAAAAAAACUUUCAUUUUAAAUAUGUACCUGCAUCUGGAGUAUUGCAACAUUGCACAGUAAAUGGAGGAAACAUGGAUCCUCCUCGGAAUGGAGAAAAGCAAAAGCCAGCAGUUUGACAGCCUUCUGUGGAACAUGUACUACGAUUUUUUUUUAAUUUUAAGGAGAAAGAAGCUGUUUUUGUGGAACUUGGAGAGGACCUACACGGGCCUUAAAAUUAAAGAGAAGAGCCUGGAAAUUGACUCAACGCUACAAGUGAACUGCUUUGGGUUUUGCGAGGGGAGCAUUCUUAUUGGGACAUCUGACGGAAGACUUUUCCUACUAAAGGACCUUGUGGAGAAAUGGAUAAUAAAAAAUGAAAAUGGAAAAUUUCACUUCCACAAAAAUAUAUCCUACGUACAUUACUACGACGGGUACAUAACUACCAAGGAUGGGGACUCCCUCAAAUUGUGGGCUUGCCAAUUCAGCGGAGCCAACCUACCCGCGCACAAAGAAUUAAUGAUCAAACUGGAAAAAGACGUGUCUGUCCAAGUGAACAUAAGCAAAAUAAUAUCUCAUAAAAAGUUCUUCCUACUUAUUGACAAAAAAAACUGUGCCAUAUAUUCUUCAAAAAAAAAUAACUACGAUGAUUUAAGCACAUUCUUUUACUCACAUAACAGCAAAAUAAAAAAUAUUUUCUCCUGUGAAAAUCACAUCUUCAGUUUUAGCUACAAUGGAAAAAUUUUUAAUUACCAAUUGGAUGAGAAAAAAGUGGAAAGAAAUUAUUGUCUUCAUAAAUUUAGAGACUUCAUUACAUGCGUCAAGUACCUCUACUGCGAAAAUGAUUUUUUUUUUUUCUGCAUUGGGUUUAAUAAUGGGGUUAUAUACAUAGUAAAAAUGAAGCACCUCUUUCUGGAUGUUGUGAGUUGCGUAAAGACAAGCAAUAAUCCUAUUGUCCAUAUUGAGAAGAGCGAAAAUUCCAAGUACAUAUGUGUCAUUGCGCAGGAGGAACAGUAUGUUUUUUUUUUGUACAAGGAUGAGGAUUCGUUUAAGCCACUGGGAUAUUUGAAGAUUUGCGAAGCGCAGUUGAGGGGCUCCUUCUACUUACCCUCCACUCGCUCGUUUUACGUCUUGGGGGUGCGCAACCUGCUCUUCCGGGUUUGCGCGGAGCGGUUGGCGGUACACACGUCGGAGAGGUUGGCGGCACAGACGUCGGAGGGGGUGGCGGCACAAACAUCGGAGGAGUUGGCGGCACAGACGUCGGAGCAGUCGGAGCAGUCGGAACACACACCGGGGCAAUGUCCGGGGUCACCUUCCCAGUCGCCGCUACCCCCGGCGAGCGCGGAAAACCCGUACGACCUGCGCGUCGAGUAUGAAAUUCUCGAGGUACAGUUCAACCCCGCGGAGGAGGAGUCGCGCCUGUACGACCCCAGGGGGAGGAGAAGCGGAGGCAGCAGUGCGGUAAUGGACAGAACGGGCAGCCACAACGACUGCAGCCACAACGAUUGCAGCCACGAAUGCAGCGAGAGCGAGGGGGAGUCCCCCCUGAACAGCUCGGCCAGCGACAUAUCAGAGGGAGAGUAUGAUAAAAUGAACUUCUACAGAGAUAAAAUGAGCCUCACCAAAAGCACAGAGGAAGACACAGAAAAAAAAAAAAAUGGAGAGGAAACCCCCCACUCCACACAAUUUUCUGUAUUUAAUAACAAAAGGAAGAACCUACAAAAAUACGUAGAGACACUGUUUAGCGAGUCGGUGAUGAACAAGUUGGAAAAAAGACGAAAAAGAUAUCCCACGUGCUUGAGCAUAAAUCUGGAGAGAGACAAAAGGAAGGAAGAAGAAAAAGAAAAUGCGGAGGAGGAAAAAAAAAAUAAAAAGAAUAAAAUAAACACUGGGAAGAGUCUCGAAAUAAAUAUUUCUUGUGUAGCAAAAAUUAAUGAUAAUGGGUUUGUCCUGACAACUGAGGGGAUCAAAAAUAAUUGCAUCUUUUUUUUACACCUUAAUGGAAGGAGGUGCAGAGCGGAGAGUGGGAGGUGCAGAGCGGAGAGUGGGAGGUGCAAAGCGGAGUGUGGGAGAUACAAAGCGGAGAGUGGGAGGUGCAAAGCGGAGUGUGGGAGAUGCAAAGCGAAGAGUGGGAGAAGAAAAACCAUUUUGCGCCCAACUGUGGUGUACAAAAUUGCCAGAAAGAAUUUCCCCGAAAGGGUAUCCAUAGUUAGCAUGACAGUGAAUGAAGCGAACCACCUACUGUUCUGCUUAACAAACCACAACAACAUUUUUGUCUUCUCCACAAAAUAUUUUUUUUUAUAUUAUCGAGUUAAAAUCCCCAUGUAUGAAAAGGUCAGAAAUAUUUACGUAAACGAAGGAGAAAAAAAAAGGCAGUACAUUUUUGUCAGUCUAGGAAAUAAUUACAUAAAAUUAGAUUUUCACUUUUUUUUUGUGCACCUGUUUAAUGUGUUAAAGAGAUACUAUGUGAGUGCACACCGAUGGGUACAACACUUCGGGAGAGGUACACAAAUUGAAAAGUCCAACUCAUCGGAAAUACCACACUUAACGAUCGACUCAUUGUACCAAUUUUUGAUCGAAGAAAUUCAUGACUAUAUUGUAGAAGAAUUUGUAAAAAAAAAAAAAAAAAAAAAAAAUAUAAUUCCUUUCACGUUGGAAGAUAUCCACUCUGAUGUAGCCUUCCUGAUGCACCUUUUCAAAAAUGAGCAACGGAUGGAAGGGGAAUUAUGCGGAGGCACCAAAGGGGGGCAAGUCCCAAAGGAGGGGACAAUCCCAAAGGAGGGGACAACCCCAAACGACCUUGAAGGCAAUGAUAGAGGACGAUCCGAACGUAACGAUAUCACGGACAUUUGGAACUUCAUCCAAAAUAACAACAAAGAAGGGGAGAAGGACAAAAUUGAAGAACAGAAAAAAAAAAUAAAUCUUAUUUUAAAUUAUGAUCAACGUAAUAUGAAUACAAUUUUUAACACCAAUGAGGUGGUCCAAGAUGUAGAUAUUUUGUACAGUUUACGUGAAACGAAAGAAGCAAAGGAGAAUGAAGAAAAUAUGAAGAGAGCACUUUUACAUAAAAAAAAUAUGAACAUGAAAAUUAACAAGCUAAAAAAAAAAUACAUGAGAUUUUUAAAAAAAAAAAUUUCUUAUCGAUGUAGACAUGUCCAAAAGGAUCUACAAAAAUAUCAAGGGAAAAAUAAAAGAAUACGAACGAGUGUUUUCGUACAAUCAACGUGAAUGUACUUGAAAAAUGAGCGCCUGAACGAAUUUGUGAAAAAAAAAAAAGCUAGUAAGAAGAAAAUUAAAAAAAAAGUCCAACUUAUGGAGCAGGUCAAUCACUCCCUUCAUCAAUUUAAUGAAACCAGACAGAAAAAUCAAAAGUUAAAAAUUGUCAACAAUGAAGAAAAAAUUGAAGAAAUAUGUCACAAGAAGAAAAUUAUUCAAAUGUACGAGCAUGUACUUGCUCAGCUGGACCAAAUGGAAAACUCUGCAGUACCCCCAAGGCCCCCCCGACGGAUAUCCAGCAUAACCGAGAUAAUUCGGGAGUACGAAGAUGACAAGAGGAAGCUCCUGCAACAGAUUAACUUCAUCAAGGAGAUGUUCAACGAGGACUUUCGUGCGCGAAUGGCGCAGAUACACGAUGAAGUACUUUUUUUGAGGGAGGUCCUGGAGAAGGAAAAGGCGCCAUGCGGUAGAGCGGCGAAAGGGGAAGUAGUCGAGCCCCAGGAGAGGAGUGCUUGCCCCGAUUCUGCUCAGAUGGAAGCUACCUCCCCAGAGAUGGGUGCCUCCCCCGAGGUGGGUGCCUCCCCCGAGAUGGCUACCUCCCCCGAGAUGACCUCUCCCCAUUCCAAGCAAGUGGCCACGCCGAGCGGAUCGGAGAAGGCACCAUGUUCCGUGUUGGACCACCUUAGCCAGUUUAUCCUGAAGGAGGAAAAGAUGAUGAAAGGAACAAGCGUGCCUAAAAUAAAAAGUACCAAUUUUGAGCGGACCUUCUUUGAAAGAAAAUACAAGCAUUACAACAAGGAGCAGAUCGAAAGACAUUUAGAAAAAAUCAGAAAAAAAUUUGCUCAAGAUUUGAAGCUGCUACACAUGAAAAAAAUAGAAGCCAUUCGGAUAAUAAAAUUUAUUGCUCUUAAAAUUAUUUCCAUUGAUGAGAAAAAUAGCAUAUUAAUGGAGCUACGAAAGAAGGAGAUAAAGUUAAGGAAGCAAAGGAAGCUCUUCACAAAGGAGUUGAGCAUCGUGGAUAAUGAGAUGAACAAAUACAUUCAGGAAAUGCAGAUGUUGGUCUACGACUUGGAUUGUCACCAUGAACAAAAGGAUAAGAACCUCCAAAGACUGAAAGAUAUGAUGGGAGAAGACAGCCUCUGCUACAGGACGCUUAUCAAGGGGCUGCGGAAAAACCAAGACGAGGCAUCCGACGAGAGUGACGGAGGGUUCUCCAAGGGGGGGGCGCCAGGAGAGGAAGAAGACGGUAGUGAAAAUCCAGCGAGCGAAUGUGCUGAACUUGGGAAAACACUGGAGAAUGGUCAGGCGGGGCAGACAGGUCACGUGAAUGGCGUGGAUGACACAGAUCACGCGGAUGACGUGGCGCUGCUGAAUAAAAACGGAGCAAACAAAACGGAUAAAAUCGAGAAAAUAAAAAAAGAAAAUAUAGCCAUUUUGAACGGAAUAAACAACAUAAAGAAAAAUAUAGAAUAUAAAAAAAACGAGCAAAGAAAAUUGCUGACGAAAAAAAAAAACAUCGAGAAAGAAGUCCACAUGCUAAAUGAAGAAAUGAAAAUUAUUGAAGAAGAUAAAAAGAAAAAUAUUUCCCAAAUCAAAUUCUACAUUCUUAUAAAAAUUUCAAAGUUAAGAAACAUAGACUAUUUGUAUGACAAAAAAAAGUACCGUUUAAAUUUGACCAACAAUUGCGUCAUCAUCAGCAGAGAGCAGUACAGUGACAUUAUGCAAAAAAUGGAAACACUCAUGCGCAGGAAGGAGGAACUAACUAGAGUCUAUACAGCCCUAAAAAGGGAAAAUGCAGAAUUAGAGCAUAGAAAUAAUAAGCUGCAUAAAAAUAUGGAUGACAAGAAGAAUGCGCUAAAAAAUAAAUUGAAAAAACAUGAUUUAAUUUUCGACUUUAACGACUUGGAAAAAAAAUAUCAGGAGAAAAAAAAAAAAGGAAUUAUACAAGAAAUUAAAAACACUGAAAUUGAGAAUAACAGACUUCUGAACCUCCUUCAUAAGGAACUCGGUCGGAAGACUGCUCAACUGAAUGACGUGCGUAGACAGAACACUCUCCUACUAGAAAAAAUCAACCAAUAUAUUCAGGUGCUCAAAGGGGAGGAGCAUAACAAAACCGGUUGCUAA
Molecule: messenger RNA, 5919 nt
Organism: Plasmodium cynomolgi strain B
Lineage: Eukaryota; Apicomplexa; Aconoidasida; Haemosporida; Plasmodiidae
Exons: 11
Coding region: 664-3807 (1047 amino acids)
Molecular function (GO): protein binding
Source: RefSeq, a predicted model, not a curated record